AUGAUUGAUACUACCAUUUGCAAGUCUCUCCUAGGAAAUACUACUUACUUUAUCCUGAUUUCACGGAUUGCAUUCAGAAAAUUGAUUGCUAUCGUUUUACCCUUCAGGAUUAAAGUUCAUACAGGCCUGGAAUCACAACAAGAACCAAGAGCAGCAUUAAUUGAGUAUGUCCUUUCCUUUCCACGGUUUGAUGAUGAUAAGCAUGAUAUUGAAAUUCAAAAGGUUGUGAACAUGGCAGAGGCUAUGAUUGAGGCUCUUGCAGACCGAUUAGUUCAAGUUCUGAAGAAGCGAGGUGAAUGUGUGCUUGAAUUUCAAAGCCAGUUCAACGAUAUGAAGGCGCAGCUUGAUCUGAUGAAAUCCUUUCUUGCUGAUGCUUGCAAGCUCAAAAGAAAGGAGGAAACCGUGAAAACAACCUUAAGCAUGCUGCGAGAACUGGUUUAUGAUGCGGAGGACAUAUUGACAGAUUGCCUAAUUAGAGCUGAAUAUAGGAAGGAUGGUUUUCAGUACUGCAUCAACUUCACCCCACGGGAAUUGCUCUUCCAGUAUCAGACAGGAAAGAAGUUGAAAGAUAUCAAUGAAAGAAUUAAGAAGAUGCAGAAGAUCUUGAAAGCCUAUUUCAAGACGAUUGGACAGCAAAGCAUUCAUGACGACCGCAGCAGCAUAGGAAAGAGGUGGACAUCACCGGUUUAUGAUGAAUCUGCCAUAGUUGGUUUGAUAGAAGAUACAAAGAAGAUAAUAGGCUGGAUUCUUCCUGAAAACAGGAUGUUGCAUCGAGUUGGGAUUGUUGGGAUGGGUGGUUUAGGAAAAACCACCACAGCACAGAAGAUUUUCAACAGCAAACAAGUAGUUGAUCGCUUUGAGAAGAGGAUUUGGGUCUCAAUAUCUCAAACUGUCAACGAGGAAGAGAUCAUGAAGACCAUGUUGAAACAACUGGGACAUGAUGUCAAUGGUCUAGAUAUGGCUCAAAUGCUGCCAAAGAUUAAGCGACUGCUCGAGAAUAAGAACUACCUGAUUGUAAUGGAUGAUGUUUGGAGUGCUGAAGGCUGGUGGGACAGAAUGUGUGCUGGGCUACCAAAGAGGGAGGGAUGGAGUAGUUGCAUAAUAAUCACUACGCGAAUAGAAAGUGUCGCGAUAGAAAUGGGCGUUGAGAAAGCACGGAUUCAUCAGCCGAGGAUUCUCAACGAAGAUGAAAGCUGGGCAUUGUUCUGCAAAAUUGCAUUUUCGUCAAAUGAGGAAGCAAAAAAGCAUUCUGAAUUGGAAGAAGUGGGGAAAGAUAUAGUGAAGAAAUGCUGUGGACUUCCUCUGGCUGUUAAGACCAUUGGAGGCUUACUGAGAUCGAAAGCUCAAUCUACUGAAGUUUGGAGAAGGAUCUGUCACAAUUUUCAUGAUGCAUUAACCGCAAAAGAAAGCGAAAAUUCAGUCAUGGCUUCUUUGCAGUUGAGCUAUGAUGAGCUUCCCAUUCGUCUGAAGCAAUGUCUGUUGUGCUUUUCGCUGUAUCCAGAGGACUCUGAGAUAGGCGCUGAGCAACUAGUUCAUUGGUGGGUUGGAGAGGGUUUCAUCGAGGGCAGAAACGCAGCAACCUCGAUGGAAUUGGCCUUUGACUAUCUAUCAGAACUAAUCAGCAGAUGCCUAGUUGAAGUUGUUCAGCAUAGAGGUUACGACGGAAGAGUCUACAGUUGCAGGAUGCAUGAUCUGGUGAGGGAUUUAACCAUCAAAAUUGCUAGAGAGGAGGCUUUCUGCAGCUUUGAUGAACAAGGCAGGCAAAGACCCUCAGCAAGGUCUCGGCGUCUGAGUUUUACAAAUGAAGCCGAUGUAAAAUCAAUAAACAGAAAGUCAAGGCUACGUGCAUUGCUGAUAAUGACAAGUUCCCCAAUCCAAUUUAACAGGAACAUCGUAUUAUUUAGGAUAAAAUCCUUAAGAGUGCUUGAUUUCUCUCAAAAUAAGCUAGAGAACAUUUGCAUUGAAGACCUAUUGAAUUGGAUCAGUUCCCUCGAACGCCUCUCAUAUCUGAAUCUUAGAGGGGUUUCUGCACUAAAAGAGCUGCCAUUUUCAAUCGGAAAGCUCCGCAACCUCCAGCUUUUGGUUCUGUCAGGAUGCAACAAUCUACAGAAACUGCCCUUAUCCAUCACAGCCCUGCAGAAGCUCAUUCUCUUGGAUACAGGAUACUGUCCUAUUCAAUACCUUCCACAGGGAAUAGGAAGGCUCUCCAAUCUUCAAGAGCUAUCUGGAUUCAAGCUAGUGGGUGCCGACAACAAGGAUGGUUGUAGACUAGCCGAGCUCCAAAAUCUGUUACAACUUAGGGUACUAAGAGUAAAUAUAAGUGAAGAAAGUGAAAUUGCAGAGGAGGAACUAACAGUCCUGUCACAUCUCAAGCAGCUUAAGGUUUUGUCUAUCAACACCGAAGGAUGUGAGAAAGAAGAGAUCUUCCAGAAGCUGGAUAGACUUUUGCCUCCUCCAUAUCUGGAAGAGUUGCAUCUCAGACAUUAUCGCGGAGUACUUACACCGCAAUGGAUAAAUCCCACAUCACUCUGUCACUUGCAAUAUCUUUGCAUUGAAAAUGGAGACAUGAAGUCCACAAGUCCUGCCUUCGAGGGUUGUAGUGGCACCACUUGGAAGGUUGAGGGCUUAUGCUUGAAGUUCCUCCCAAGGUUGCACAUGGAGUGGGAAAUGGUGCAGCGAGUGAUGCCCCGGAUAAGACAAACUAGGAAUGUGGAGAAAAUGAGAGACAAAUUUGAUGAUUGUAAGAUUGAAGCUGGAAGCAGCACAGCUUCAGCGUCAAAUAAUCUGCAGAAGCUAAGAGUCCUCCUAGUUAAUGUUUUCCUUGUAUUUAAGAUAUCAUCUACGUUGUGUAAAUCAUAG
This is a messenger RNA of Dovyalis caffra, 2859 nucleotides long. Lineage: Eukaryota; Viridiplantae; Streptophyta; Magnoliopsida; Malpighiales; Salicaceae. The record is from the annotation of a GenBank genome assembly.